Molecule: messenger RNA, 1344 nt
Organism: Aspergillus melleus
Lineage: Eukaryota; Fungi; Ascomycota; Eurotiomycetes; Eurotiales; Aspergillaceae
Product: putative MFS transporter
Exons: 6
Coding region: 1-1344 (447 amino acids)
Biological process (GO): transmembrane transport
Molecular function (GO): transmembrane transporter activity
Source: RefSeq, a predicted model, not a curated record
AUGACGAAUACGCUGGAUCCUCGCCUCUUCCCGCGCCGGGUGCGGUAUGCUGCACUCCUGACUGUUAAUGUUUUCGUCUUCAUGGGCAAUAUGUACUCGUCUGGUAUUGCGACUGGGUUCGGAUCCCUCGCUGCAGACCUUCAAGUUCCUUACCAGAAGCUGGCCGACCUCAUCAGUUGGUCUGUUAUGGCUAUGGGAUUGUCCAACUUGUUCUGGAUGCCGCUGGCUUUAUGUAUUGGUAAACGCCCGGUUGUUUUGGUUUCGAUGGCCAUGUUUCUAGGAGGGAUCAUUUGGACUGCUGUGGCGAAGGACUACGAUAGUUUGAUGGGGGCAAGAGUAUUUGCGAGUUUUGGGUUGGGAUCUAUCGAGUCGAUCGGACCGAGUAUUCUCGCCGACCUGUUUUACGAAAAGGAUUAUGCCAGUGCAAUGGCCACCUACGCCCUGUUCCUCUCCGGUGGAUCACAAAUUGGACCCGUGAUAGCAGGAUAUCUUGUGGCUGCUCGAGGAUGGCGCUGGUUCUUCAUCCUCUGUUUGAUUCUUGCCGCCGUCAAUCUUGCCACGACAUUCUUCCUGUUACCUGAGACCACGUACGAGCGCGAUGAGGAGGAGCAGCCGACUGAUCCCAAGAAAGAUGAGCAUACCCAUAUCGAGACCGCCGGCAUCCCCGCCGAACGUCCCUCCUUUGACUACGCCGCCUACUGGAAAAGACUUUUCAUUGUUCGUCUAUCCAAAGAAGCGCGUCAGAAGGGACCCCUGAAACACUUCUUGUAUCAGUUCUGUCUGCCGGCACCAAUGUUACUGGUUCCUGGGGUGUUGCUGGCAUCGGCCAUGUAUGGGGUUAUCCUCGGAGCCUUCAUCGGUAUUUUGAUCGUCUUCCCCAUCGCCGGCCCGUUAACCGACCAUCUCUCGCAAUGGAUGCGCAAUCGCAACAACGGCAUUCAUAAACCCGAGCACCGUAUCCCCGCCCUGAUAGUUCCCUUCAUCAUCAGUCCCAUCGGUCUCAUUGUUUUCGGAUACACCAUUUCCAGGCAUAUGCACUACGCUGCCCCAGCGGUCGGCCAGGCGAUGGCAGCCGCGGGCCUGACACUUGUGCCUUCCGUGAUGCUCUCCUAUGUGGUGGAUUCAUAUCCAUACACAAGUGGCGAGGCAUUGGUUUUAGUUAACGCCAGUAAGAACGUCGUGGCGUUUGGAUUAUCCAAGGGAUCGGUAUCCUGGAUGACGCGUGAGGGAAUCGAUAACAUGUUUUAUGAGUUCGCGGGCAUCCAGUGGAUCGUGAUUGCUUUGGGUUUGCCGCUUUACUUUGCAGGUCCUUGGCUGCGGAAGAGGACAGGAAAGCUGUUCUAG